CUAAAGUGUUGCGCAAUAUUGGAGGAAAAGUUGAUUGAUUAUUGUGCUUGAUUAUCCAAGUACUAGUUUGACAAAUAUGCAUUGGGCAUCAAAAUGAUAUCCCGAAUAAUUUUAAAACAUAUGGUUCAGAGGUUCAAGAGUUUUACUCCUGAGUUCAGGCUCACGAGUGGGAUUGUUACUGUCAUUAUAGUAUCAUUUGUUUUGUUUACUGUCACUACAUAUUUCGGUUUAUCAGAGGAUGUCUUCAGUCUUGGAACGACAGUUUUUGGCAAUGGGCAUGUGCACAAGCUCAUCACAUACUCCUUCCACCACAAGACAGUGACCCAGCUACUCCUCAGUAUUGGGGUUCUGGUGCCCCUCUGUGGAGGCAUUGAGAAGAGUGUGGGCACUGUUCGGUUCCUCCUCAUGUUUCUGCUGCUCUCUAUCAGCACAGGGGUGUUGUACACCAUACUGGGUCUGCUACUGUUUGGUGCAUCUGCCCAGAACCAGGUGGAGGGGUUCAUUCCAGUGUCCCUCUCCCUUAUGGGUAUGGCCACAGUGCACUCCCGUAUGGUUAAGGGCUUUCUUUUCGGGGUCACUGUACCCAUGUUAGCCCUGCCCUGGCUGUUUCUGUUCAUCAUAACACUUUUGGUCCCACACACUGUCUUCCUUUGCAAUGCCAUCGCCAUCAUCGCAGGGGGGAUCUACGGAAAGGGCUGGCUCUCACUUCUGGACAUGUCCGAUGCCAGGGCAUCAGUGCUGGACAAGAAGAUGCCUUUCAGGCUGCUGAGGAACAUUGGUGUCCUGUAUGUCCCUGCAUCAACAGAGGAGAGAAGGAAGACGGUCCACCCACCAAUCAUUCCAACCCCAGGCUCCUACCCAGUCCAAGCCUACGCUCCAGUGUCCUUUACCUCCAACCUACAGGCUACCGAGACCACACCAAAGACAUUUGAAGGCUGGGCCCACUCCUACUAUACACAGGGGAGCCCUGUUCAGCUCUCAGGUUAUUACGGACACAACCAUGGAUAUGGCCUCAAGCAUAGCUUUGGGCCAAGUCACGGACAUAGUCACGAACAUGGACACAGCUGCAGCCACAGCCAAGGUCAUGGACAUAGUCACGAACACAGCUUCGGCCAUGGACUCAGUCAUGGGCAUGCAUCUGCCUCUCAAACCAGCAGUCACUGGGCUCCAGUGGCUCAACAUCCACAUUCUCAACAUUCCCACCUUAGUCCACUGUCUGUGUCUGUCAGUGCCCCCCAGAGUUUCACAGCAAAAAUGCCGGAGUCACUGCCAGAAUCUGUGAUGGUUCACCCAGGAGCACCUGUGUCUUCACUGACAGACUGAUGACUUCAAUCCGUAACGG
Coregonus clupeaformis (lake whitefish) is the source of this 1342-nucleotide messenger RNA. Its product is annotated as rhomboid domain-containing protein 2-like. The transcript is spliced from 5 exons. Lineage: Eukaryota; Metazoa; Chordata; Actinopteri; Salmoniformes; Salmonidae. The record is from RefSeq and is a predicted model, not a curated record. Gene Ontology annotation, molecular function: serine-type endopeptidase activity. The coding region runs from base 94 to 1323 and encodes 409 amino acids. Gene Ontology annotation, cellular component: membrane.